AUGUGCUCGGCGCGCCGGGUCCACCGCACGGCUCUCGGAUUGGCCGAGAUUCGGCGUGCUUGGGCGGGGACCCCCGCGGGUGCACCCCGGCGGAGCCCUGGUGCAGGGGCGGAGGCUGCGGUGCAUCGUCGGCGAGCGAAGAUGACGAACGCGCCGCCGAAACCGGCAACAGUAAUCGAGGAGACACGUCGCCGCGGGGACGGACUGCAGCAGACCAUAGAUAUGCACACGACGAACGCUGCACUUGCCGGUUGCACCGUCACCAUGGACCAGUUCGCCGCCGACGAAUACCUGCAGCCGCAGCAUCAGUACGCCGCCACCGCAUCCGCUGCUUCCACCGACUACCACUGCGGCAGCAAUCCCUCCGAGUGCGAACCGGCCGCCGCCGCCGCGUACCCACAUCACCAUCACCAUCACACGCACCACUCGGCCAAGGACGGAGGUGAAUACUUCGCGGAACCUUAUUACUACGACACGGCCGCCGCCGCCGCCGGCUAUUGCGGAGGAUACGGUGGUCCGUACGACGCGUACAGCGACCACAACUGGUCAUCGUCGCCACAGGAAUAUAAUUCAUCGUCCGGCGCUGGCGGGGUCGCCGACGUGUCGCAACCGUACUGGACGCCGGCGGACGUCGGAGGACCACUGCAACUGACGCCACUGACUCUACAGCCACCCCCGCCGCCACAAGCUUCACUAUUGGUCCCGGAACUGGCCGGUUUCUGCGACGUCAACGACUUCCGGUCUGCCGAACACGGCUUAUUGCAGUUUCAGCCCGGUCGCGGGGCUACCGACCAAACCACCUGUAUGACCACGGCCACCGCCGCUGACCAAUUCUUCAGUAAGUAUAUGCGCUCGUCCACAUGCGUCUACACCCUAAGCGUAACUGGGGGAGCUUAG
This is a messenger RNA of Macrosiphum euphorbiae (potato aphid), 897 nucleotides long. The record is from the annotation of a GenBank genome assembly. Lineage: Eukaryota; Metazoa; Arthropoda; Insecta; Hemiptera; Aphididae.